Messenger RNA from Cadophora gregata, 3910 nucleotides. RefSeq lists its product as uncharacterized. Lineage: Eukaryota; Fungi; Ascomycota; Leotiomycetes; Helotiales; Ploettnerulaceae. The record is from RefSeq and is a predicted model, not a curated record. The transcript is spliced from 2 exons. Bases 257 to 2962 code for a protein of 901 amino acids.
AAUCACCAACACCGCCCCGUCAACACACCUGGCCAAUACAAUUCGACCCGCGAGUUCCUGAGACAUCAAAGGAAACUUUAUUGAGUUUGCUUUGGUUUGUCGACUCCUCCGUAAUCACCUUGCCAACUCGAUUCUCCGACCAUCACCACGCCAAUAUACCCGAAAUACAACUUACUCCGUUUUAAAAAUUCGCUCGAGUCUUUAUGCUCUCAAUUUAGCUGGGUCUUGACACUGGCCGCCGUGCGGCAAAGACAGAAUGGCGGCUGCAACUUCACCUGGAAGAAUGUCGUUCAAUGCACUGGACUUGGAGAAUGGGCCUUUCCGCACCACGGCCAUAGAUAAUGUUUCACAGCCUCCUCAAUCACCUCGACUCGACAGUCCCGGACCUCUGCCACUCCCCAGCUUCGUUUUCCCUGCGAGAGCACCGUCUCCAACCUCGACCUCCUCAAGAUCUGCGCCCUCUUCGUACUCUCGGGCCUCAGGUCGACGACCUUUGAGUGCUAUCGAGAUCCGGAACCACUCGAAGGAGCGAACUGGCGAUGGCGAGAGACUCCCUGAGUUCUCCUUUGGGUCAUCAUCAUCGUCGACGGUGUCCCCAUCCUUGGUGUCGCCAAAGACAAUCCCAGCGAGACCAAGCAGUAUGCACCAGAGAAACGUAUCGGAAUUCAUUGGUGGCGACGGAAAGACAGGCGCUGGAGCUGGAUUGAUAUCAUCGAGUCCUACAAAGUCCGAAGGAGCUCUUCCACCCCCAGCUGCUGCCUUUGGACCCCCUGGGGGCCGCCGAGGACAUGCUCACAGGAGAUCUGCAGCUAUCAGCGUGAGCGACUUGACCUUUAUUCUAAAACCUAAUCCAAAUCUUAAUCGUGGUGGGAGUGCACCAACAUCGCCUUCAGCAAUGCACGAACAGCAUCCGGUUGUCGCUGCAUCUCUUGACGCAGCUUUGCAAACAGCCAGGUCAAUGUCGGAUUUGGCCGACCCGGAACCCAGUCCUAAGGCCUUCAAGAACACUCGAGUUGGAUUUUCCGAUGAAGUUUCGAUCAUCCCUAGACCCUUAUCGAUGGUUUCUAGUGACUCUUCAAGCACAGUACGCCCUGGACAUUCUGUUUCGAAUUCUAUGUCCUCGAUUGUCUCAGCUGGCACUUCUUCCCCAUCCUCGAAGGAGAAGCGUAGCAUGCCAUCUACUUAUAGAACCAUGGAUACUCGACCCCGUACCGCAGAGCCUAUUCUGGAUAGAGAUCAAUUGGGAGGUCCUGAAAAUACACCAAGGAGACGCGGCUCGUUACCGCUUCUCAACGAUGUUGCGGCUGGAUCGACACCCUCAACUCCAAGAUCAGCAAAGAAAUGGUCAUUUUUUGGUCACGAGAGUCACUCUGGUGAAUCAUCUCCAAAAUCUCGUCCUACCAGUGCUGCAUCAUCCGCAAAAGAAUCCAAAAAGGCUGAAACGGCUCCAUCAUCUCCUGAUCUGGUUACCCCGGAUCUUCUGAUCCAAUCAACAGAGCCAAGUUCGAGGAGAUCUUCCAUAUCCAGGAAGCCAAGUAAGAACAAGAAGAAGGUCCGGAUGUGGGCGGGUUCGAUCUUGUCACGCAAGUCACGUCACCGCAAGCCAAAGUUAUCACGCCGAUCGCCAACUCCACCCCUCCGAGCCUACGCCCCUGCAGACCAAACGAAUGACUUCAAUCUGGUUGAUUCUGAACAGCCAGUACUCAUAAGACCCGAAGCUCCAACAGAUUUCACGAACUGGAAGCCACGCAGACUACCACCACAGGAGGAGUCCAUGAGUCCCAUAAUUGACCUGGAUGCAGCACUCGGACCAUUCAAUACUCCAUCCAGUUUUGGAGAUGAUUGGGACAUGUCACAGCAGAGCGGCAAGCGGAAACGGGCCAUGCACAGUGCGGCAGGCUUAGGUGGAUUCACGGGACCAGGAAUGCAUUACCACAGACGAGCUGAGAGUGCACCGGAGUUCGAGAAUCCUCGAUUUGGCCUCCACCGGCUAGGUAGUAAUUCAACAAUGGGAAUGGAGGACGUUUUCGAGGAGGAUGAAGACGAAGAAUGGGAGGAUGCAAAGGCUUCUGACAAGGAGACUAGCAGCAAAGCUGGCGAUCCAGAAGAUGAUGAGGAAUCUGGCCUUGGAAUCGAUAUCAAAGUCGUGGAUUCGGAUGGUAUGGAUUCAGACAACCCUAUGGACUUUGACGAUGCUGCAUUCCAACGAGGACUGAAGCGAAAGGGAUCUGGUUUGAGUGAAGGGGACCGUCGGCAUAUGAGUUCGACAAAGUCAGCACAUUCAACAACUUCUCUCGUCGAUGAACCAAUCGAGGAAGAGGAAUCCAGUCCUGUCGAAAUUGUCGACGACUCUUUCCCGCCACGACCCGAUUCGAGAGCCCAGUCUUCAGAUUCAACUGCAACGCCGCCUUUCCGACCAAACCCAGCUAAGGAUCUUACCCCCGUUGAUAUCCAGCCCUUUUCUCUACAGCCUCCAUUCCUCACUCCGACCAGCCCUCGUUCCGCCUCACAAUCAUCCUUCCCCUCCCCACGGUCACCCUUCUCGUAUGACACGCAACGUAUAUCAACAGCUCCAUCGUCUGUUACGGACGAAAACGCGUUCCAAUCGUUAUUGAUGGGAGAGCCAGGGCCCGAACUUAGAAUGUCUGUUGACGACGUACCUUCUCUGACCAGCAGUAAUUCGACCAUGACAAGAGACAAUUCUGGUAACCAUCCUCAAUUCCGGGACGGCCAGAGAUCUGCGUCACUUUCUUCUGCGGCAGUCACCCGGAAACGGUCAAGCAUGGCUAGUUUGUCACGACUUAUCAGCAGCUCACACGGAGAGAAGAGCAAGCUGUCAAUCGAAUCUCGUGCUCCUAGCGUCAGUGAUGUGGAGAGGAAGGAGAAGAGCAGCAAGGCAAAGCGCAUCAGCCGCCUCAUGCAAUUCUGGAAGCCAAAGGAGUCGUCUCCUUCGACACAAUGAGUUGCGCACGCUCAUCUCACCACUCUCCCGUUGUCUUGAUCGACCCUCAAUGACGAGCGCAUUGCUCUACGCCAUCUUGAUGUAUAGAUGAUAAAGAAACGGAUUUUCAUGUGCAUAUUUUCUUUUUAGGGUUGCUUGAGCUAAGUAUCAAGCUCUCCCGAAUUUUCCUUUUUCAUACUUUGUUACUGCACUUUCAGCGGGCGAAAUCUCUAGCAUAUGCAUAAAUUGCGACGAAACUCAUCUCUCGAGCUCUCUCUCGGCAUACAAAUUGAUUCAGUCCGUGUCGUUUUGAGCUUUUUCUGAAACUUGGAAAGAAACGAAGCUUGAUUCUUUCUACAUUGGGGACGGAUGGUGGAUCUCGAGAGGACUAAUUGCGCUGCUUUUAAUGAUAGGAUGGAUGGAUUUUAUAUUUCUGCUGCGUGGCAUGGAGACGGUGAAUAGUGGUCCAUUUUCUCCUUGAUAACGGCGCUUUUUGUUGUUUGCUUGACAUGGCUGGCAUAUACUGCUCUGACUCUCCUCUAAUGGGGCGAUGAUGAUUAGAGUGGGGAAUGACGGGCAGUUUUUCGAUUCUGGUUUUAUGGGAUGAAUGGAGCAAGAAAGAAAGAAAGAAAGAAAGAAAUCAGACGAUCGAUAGUGGUAUAUGGGAUGGAAUUUGGUGGAUGGAUGGUUGGACGGAUAGAUAUAAGACAUCGACUUGAAUGGCCUGUCUGGCUUGCUGGCUGGUUGCGAAACGUCCUCUUUUCUCGACGCCCGUUGAUCUGGCUUGCUUGUUUUUGGUAUUGGAUGGAAGCUUGCUAGCAAGAUACAGGUCUUAGAAUGGAUAAUGUGGAUAGUGGCAUAUCGGAGAGGAGCAGAACACCUGAGAGGAGACAAGAUGAAACAGAUCAAGCAUAAAGCUCGCACAGAAGUGCUGAGGCGAACCAUAAUGAAUAUAUAUUAGAAUAUGAC